Molecule: messenger RNA, 525 nt
Organism: Lodderomyces oxycetoniae
Lineage: Eukaryota; Fungi; Ascomycota; Pichiomycetes; Serinales; Debaryomycetaceae
Gene: ATP7
Product: F1F0 ATP synthase subunit d
Exons: 1
Coding region: 1-525 (174 amino acids)
Biological process (GO): proton motive force-driven ATP synthesis
Molecular function (GO): proton-transporting ATP synthase activity, rotational mechanism
Source: RefSeq, a predicted model, not a curated record
AUGUCCGCUGUUGCUCAACAAGUUGCUAAGAAAGUUGAUUUUAACAAGAUCAUCAAGAGUUUGGGAUUAACCGGCUCAACAGCAGCUUCAUUACAGGCAUUCAAAAAGAGAUACGAUGAAGCUAAAAAAAAUUAUAUAGAUUUGCAAGCUCAAACAACUGAGAUUGAUUUUAACCACUACAGAUCAGUAUUGAAAAAUAGUAAGGUUGUUGAUGAAAUUGAAAAAGCUGUUACAUCAUUCAAACCAGUCACGCUCGAUCUUUCCAAAAAUUUGAAAAACAUUGAAAUUUACGAACAAAAGGCAAUUGAAAAUGCUAAAUUGACUGAAAAAUCGGUAACUCAAGAGAUUGCUCAAUUACAGGCUACUUUGAAGGAUAUUGAAAGCGCUAGACCAUUUGACCAAUUGACUGUUGACGAUGUUGCCAAUGCUACCGAUGUCGAUGCCAAGGUUACAUAUAUGGUAAAGAAUGGUAAAUGGAAUGUUCCUGGUUACAAGGAGAAGUUUGGUGACUUGGCUGCUAUGUAG